Messenger RNA from Adineta ricciae, 900 nucleotides. Lineage: Eukaryota; Metazoa; Rotifera; Eurotatoria; Adinetida; Adinetidae. The record is from the annotation of a GenBank genome assembly.
CAUCAUCGCAAACAGCGCAGGAUGAAACCAUCGCCAACGAUCUUGUUGUUACAAAAUAUAAAAUGGCAUCGGAAAUCACUCAACGUAUUCUUCGCGAAGUUAUCGAUCGGUGUUUAUCUGGUGCAUCAAUUCGCGAAAUUUGCAUCUUCGGUGACAAACGCUUAGAUGAAGAAACCUCACGUGUGUUUAAGAAAGACAAAGAAGUGAAGAAAGGCAUCGCCUUUCCAACAUGCUUAUCGGUGAACAACUAUGUGUGUCAUUUUAGUCCGCUGAUAUCCGAUCCAGACAUGAUUUUGAAGGACAAUGAUGUAGUGAAAAUCGAUCUAGGUUGUCAUAUCGAUGGAUACGUCGCUGUCGUUGCACAUACGAUCGUUGUUGGUGCUACACGAGAAAAGAAGGUCACCGGUCGACGAGCUGAUUGUAUCCUAGCUGCGUAUUACGCUGCUGAAGCUGCACUUCGUUUAAUCAAACCGGCAGAAAAUAACAUCGCUGUUACUCAAAUGAUCGAUCGUAUUGCCAAUGUGUAUCAUUGUAAACCAAUCGAAGGCAUGAUUUCCUAUCAAAUGUCACGUGGAAUCAUCGAUGGCGAAAAGAAAAUCUACCUCAACCCCAAUGACAUGCAACGACGUGACAACGAAAAAGAAGAAUUCGCCUUACAUGAAGUCUACGCGGUGGACGUUUUGAUCUCAUCUGGCGAAGGCAAACCACGUGAAACAGAUAUUCGUACAACUGUUUACAAGAAAAAGGAUUUUAUCUAUCAACUACGCAUGAAAUCAUCACGAGCAUUCUUAUCCGAAGUGGAAAAACGUUUCACAUUGAUGCCAUUUACAUUAAGACACUUCGAAGAUGAAAAACGAGCACGAAUGGGUGUUAUCGAAUGUGCCAAGCAUGAUCUCGUCG